AUGGCACACGUCACUGAGCAUCCGUUCAGGACCAAGAGGAGAAAGCUGGACGAGGAUUCGAAUGUCCAGAAUGAUUCCCUCUUUACAUCGCCUGCUCAGUUGCGCGAAUUGCUGACUUUUCAACAAAAUGGCCCGGCGGCUAACAAAGCUAUCAUCCAUUUCAAGCAAUUCCUGCUUUCUAUCAGCAAAGCAGAAAAAGAGGCCGACAAGGCCCAGAGACUGCAUAUUUUGAAGGGCUACUGCGACAAGCAAAUCACUCCCGCGAAGGAAGAGGGUGGAGAUGCUGUCUGCUUUCCUGAUCUGAUCCAAACAUGGAGCUUUGGUGAAAGCAGUAAUCAAGACACUCUUUUGACCAGCGUUCCAUCUGUGCUGGCCAUUUUUCUGAGGACCAUAUCUCACGAGCUAGAAUUUCGUGACUUUGGCCUGGCGCUGUGCAAGCAUCUUCUCCAGAAGGAUCAGCUCCGGCUUUUCAACCGUGGCCUGACUGCCUUGAAAGCCAAGGAACACUUAAUUUCACCAUGCCUCCGUUUACUCACAGAGAUCGUCACCUUUGAUGGAGGCGCAGUCGCACGACAAGUCUACCAACGCCGCCAUAUCACGUUCAAGCGCCUGGAAGUGUUCCUGUUCCUUAGCAAAGCACAGCUUGAAGCUCGCGAAGAUGACUCGCAAAAGUCCACUCUCAGGAGGAAUGCCCAGAACUAUUUGCUCGCUAAUAUGAGGGUGCAGAGCACGCUGGAGAAAAGCGAUAUCCUUGAGCAGCCUAAACUUAUGAGAGCAUUUCUCGACAAUAUUCGGAAGGACCCUCGGGAUAUGGUGAUGGAAAUAAUCAAAGCCAUUGAAAGAGACAUCGUGCAGGAUAACUCCUUGCCUCGCAAGUCCAAGAGCAAGUUCUUCAACCGAGGGAACAUGGAGAGGCUAGUCACUCUCUACGGUUAUGACAAAGAAUCCGAUGAGCCAAAUUCGGAUAAUAUAGUGAUCGCGAACGAGAUCCAUCGUGUUUUGAUGAAUGUUUGCAAGACACCUGGCUUGGGCGUUCUUCUCCCGGAAUCGGGCUGGUAUCCAGCGGGAAGCGAUCCUGAAAACUUGCCCGCCGAGGAUGACAGUUGCAUUGAACUGGGUCUCGAUUCACCCAUUUACGUCGACAAGUUCCAAAAGUCCAUUCCUGUCCGGAAUAAUACCCUUUCACAUCUCGCCCAAUGUCUUCGUCCUGAUAUGGACAGUCUCCAGAUUGAGCUACUCGUGACAAUUUUCAGAGCGGCGCCGGAGUUGGUCGCCGACUUUUUUACUAAGAAAGUCAUGUUUGAGGCUGACCCUAAGGUCACACCUUCCUGGAUGGCAGAGUCCGCUCUUCUUUUCUCGGUCGUGCAAUUGCCUGUUCCGACGAAUUGUGGUUUCAGAGAUAAGGAGCCCCUGCUCCCUCCACCAGUUUCGGUGGCCAUUGAAAAUAUUCUUCCCCGCCCACUCACCUUGAAGACUACCACCCGUUGUCUCAACAUGAACACAGAAAUAGUAACUCUGUUCGCUGUGCGAAUUUUGACCCAGGCUUUCAAUAAACUACGGGCUGUCCUAAAGAUCCUCAGAGCCGAUCAUGGCCGGGCCCAACUCUUUUGGAACCAAGCCUCUUCGAAGCUGUUAGCCGAAUUUUCGCGGCGAUGUCCCUCGGUGAAAGACGUUGUACUCCUUUUCCGAAGAACACCUAAAGAGGAUCUGCAACAGCAAGAAGCUGUUGCUGAGAUUUUGACCUGCUAUUACGAAAUCAUGCCUGAUCUUGCGCUCGAGGAAAAUUUUGAUGUGUCGCUAGUUCUGGUAGAUGUCUUAAAGCGACUAGAGGAUGAAGAUCUUAGUGCUGAUGAUUCUGAGCUGCUUUUGAACCAGCUGCAGAGUGUUCUCCGGAUUGCACAGCAGUCAGCGUCACUUCGCUGGUGGCAGAAACCUGCUUCUAUGCAAUAUUCCCCAUUUACAUCUAUUUUAAGGGUGUUGAUCAACACUUCAGAUAGAGACUCUUCACGAAGAAUUUCUGUAUUGUUGAGAACUAUUCUCGGGGAGAACUCUAUUCUCCAAAAUCCUCCUAAGGCCUUUAACGCGCUUCUAUCCAGCAUGGAAGACUCGGGAAGUGACCUGCACAGUCAAUUGAUUUUCUUUGACAACUGUGUUUCCAGAGUUGCGAAGAAGCCUGUUCACUAUUUGGAUCUGGUAGGAUCUUUAGCUGACUCUCAAGAGGCCACCGCGACUGUCAGUCCUCUGGUGUCUGCUAUUGUUGAGCAAUGGCCUUUUGUUGUCAAGGCUGAGAACCAGGAAACACAAAUAGCCGUUUCUACAUGGAUUGCAAAGCUCUUAGGACAGCUGAGAGCAGUUGGUGAGGAUAAGAAAUCGCUCAAAGCAGCUCGAGAUUUAUUAGUCGAGGCCACUGAAACCAAGAAGGCACGGUCCGCUUUCAAAAAAUGCUUCAAGGAUGUCGAAGGUGAAGAGGCUGACGACAAAAUGGACAUCGAUUCUGAUGCUCAUCAGACCAAGAAAGCCGAAAACUCCACAUCUGUGGACCUGGACGAAAUCUUUGGUUUCAUGCCCUCGGAAGGCACUUCCCAUAAUGCCCUCCACAAGUGGGAGAGGGACGAAAUUGAAGAAGCAGUCGAGCAGGGCCGUAUCGCAGAAUUGAUGCUAUGUCUUUCGUCUGAGCAUGAGGAAGUCCGACGCCAAGCCUUCAGCAACAUUGUGCGCUUCAUGGCCAAGCUCAAGGACUCCUCUUAUAGCGACUGGCGUUCUGUGUAUAUUCUCACCGGAGAACUACUGGAGACGGUCAACAGCAUCGGCUUAGAAGAGCCCGUCCCAUGGAUAGUCACCGAAUGUGCCUCAAACUGCCUCUCCGUCCUCAUCAAUCCGCUGCACAAAGUGUACGGAAAAGUCAACAAAUUCCUCCAGAAAGCUCCAUCCUGGGAAUUGGAGAAAUUGCCAUCUUACUGGAUCGAUAAGAUCUUCCUUCAGGAGCCCGAACUGGAUGACGGCUACUUCGACGAGAUCGACUGGCUGUUGAAUCUCUUCGUAAAGAGCCUCCGCAGCAAAGCAGACAUGGAAAUCUUCCGACGCGCAAACGUGUUCGAGCGAAUCCUCGCGCUUUACCAAUCACCUAGCCUCAAUGACGCCGCCCGCCGCAAAAUCUUGCACAUCGUCUACCGUGCUGCUCAGGUGGGUGGUAGCACUACGCUCAUCACUCGUGCGGCAAUCAUCAGCUGGAUCCAGAUCCAAGCUGCCGAGUCUGAGGGCAAACAAACAGCACUGCUUCUUGCUCUUGCACGGACGCUCUAUGAGACCGCUGAUCAAGAGCGGGUGGAUGCGUGGAGCGGCGGAACUGUAGAGCGGGUUUUGGAAGAGCUUGCGCGGGCCUAG
Penicillium chermesinum is the source of this 3384-nucleotide messenger RNA. RefSeq names its product NPA1/URB1 family protein. The record is from RefSeq and is a predicted model, not a curated record. Gene Ontology annotation, biological process: maturation of LSU-rRNA from tricistronic rRNA transcript (SSU-rRNA, 5.8S rRNA, LSU-rRNA); maturation of 5.8S rRNA from tricistronic rRNA transcript (SSU-rRNA, 5.8S rRNA, LSU-rRNA). Gene Ontology annotation, cellular component: nucleolus. The transcript is spliced from 4 exons. Bases 1 to 3384 code for a protein of 1127 amino acids. Lineage: Eukaryota; Fungi; Ascomycota; Eurotiomycetes; Eurotiales; Aspergillaceae.